This is a messenger RNA of Durusdinium trenchii, 862 nucleotides long. Lineage: Eukaryota; Dinophyceae; Suessiales; Symbiodiniaceae. The record is from the annotation of a GenBank genome assembly.
CACAUAUUCAAGCCUAAAAUUAGGAGGAUCCGCUCCGCUCCUGUCUUUGACGGCUUGGUCGAACCACCUGCAGUUUCUGGAACGAGGCAGCAUGUUGCGGGCAGCGGUCGUCGCACUCCUCCUGCCAGGCUUGCUAGCAGAAGGUGGCGUGGAGCAGGACUACGAGGUGGGCGGCGUUCCGCCGGAGGAUCCCAACCUCGGUGCCCUGGAGGCGGCCAAGGACGACGCUACACCAAACAGCUUGGUGGAUGAGUGGGACAAGCAUAUGGAGGGCUUCACCCCGGAGUUGCUCCUGACCUUUCCGUUGCCUGGGCGUAGUGACGAGUUCUUCUACGAGGACAUCCCCGAGAAUAGCCCACCUGUGCUCAUCCGUGGCGGAUUCUUUGCGUCGGCCUCGGAGGAGACCUCAACUGUAGAGUUUAGCAUCCAUGAUCCAAAAGGCAAUGUGAUCUUCGAAAAGAAGGACCAGGCGGAAGGUUUGUUCCACUUCAUCGCCAAGCGGAGUGGCACCUACACCUUCAUCGUUAGCAAUCAUAGAUGGAUGGAGGAGAAGAUGGUGACCUUUGCUGUCGGAAAGGGCAAUGAGACACACUUGCAGCCACAGCAUUUGGAGAGCAUGGAGGACACUGUGAAGUGGAUUGAAAAGACGCUGGUUGACAUCCAGACAGAGUCAACUUACCUUUGGAUCCGGCAGAAGUCCCACAUGAAGGCGGUGGAAAAUAUUCACACCCGUGUGUUGUCCUUCUGCGUAGUGGAGUUCUUGAUCUUGAUUGGUGUCUCUGGAUUUCAAGUCUACUACAUCAAAGGCCUGCUGUCUGAUCGGCGAGUGUUGUGAACCCAAAUCACGGCUGAUACAAUCGAA